CGUACCUUUCCAUGGUCUAUAUAAUCCCCGAAGGGCUCUCACCUCCAAUGUUCCUUUCCAUGCUAAUUAAGCAACAUCCAAAACAUAAGUAAAACACUAUUAUAGAAGCUCUUACAAAGAAAAAAUAUGAAGAAAGCUACGGCAUUGAUGAAACAUAUCGUUGCAUUGUUGAGUUCCAUGGCGAAGGCAAAAUCUAUAGCCAUAAAGAACAAAACGAGUGCUUUCAAGACACGAGUACUCAUGUUGUCUCUAGUGAAACACAAGAAACUCGGGUUCCGUUCCAUUUCCAACAAGAUUCACCACCUCUUGGGCCAUGCGGAUCAAGACGACGAUAACGACCAGGACCAAGACAAGAACAAGGCUAUAGUCCUCUACAACAGCAAGGCAUCCACAAUGGCUCAUCAUGAGGAAUAUGACGUUCACGAGGAGGAAAGCGACAAGUAUCCUGAUCUGAGGCACACGUUGUUCGAAGGAGAGGAGGACUUCGGGGACUUGGAGGAGGAAGGUCAAGGUAGUUCUGUGAUAGAUAUGGUGAGGACCUCGAAGGAAGAAGAAGGAGAGAAUUUCAAGCUAGAAGAUGAGAUCGACCAUGUCGCGGAUCUCUUUAUUUCUAGGUUUCAUAAGCAGAUGAAGCUUCAGAAACUCUUGUCCUUCAAGAGGUAUCAAGAAAUGCUAGCCCGAGGCACCUAAACCCAUAUCCAUAUAUAUAUAUAAACAUGUUGGCAAUAGAUAUGAAUAAUAGAUUCAUAUUAUGAUCUUUGCUAACGUACGUUCUUAUUUUGUGUUGUCUAUGAUAAAUCCUUCGAGUUCUCUUAUUUUCUAGGAUCGAAAUAUUACGGUCUCUUAGAUCUGUUUUCAUUUAAUAUGUUGAAGUUGAAGGAAGGAUCUGCUUUGCGGAAUAUGUUUUCUUCCUCCUUGAGACCGUACUGUGUAAGAUCUUUUAAGUGUUACAAUAUAGAGCAUUAUUUUUUGGCUUA
This is a messenger RNA of Arabidopsis thaliana (thale cress), 977 nucleotides long. RefSeq names its product transcription elongation factor. Lineage: Eukaryota; Viridiplantae; Streptophyta; Magnoliopsida; Brassicales; Brassicaceae. The transcript has a single exon. The record is from RefSeq and is marked reviewed. Bases 127 to 690 code for a protein of 187 amino acids.